GGUGAACAAGCGCACUCAUCACCGUUCUCAGGCUUGCCUCCCACCGUCAUAGAGAUCCAGAUUUCCGCCCGCGAACUCUAUUCUGCGCGCACGACCAGGCUUCCAGUGGACCAUCAGGCGGUUCUCGUGCGUCUUCUAGGCACCUCGCGGGGGCAGCACGCGCGUGAGGGCGGUGAAAUACGUGGCACGGGAUAGGUCGUGGACCUGCACAUUGCCAGCCACACCCAUCAGCAUCAGCAGCAUGUCGUGGUUGGGAGACUUCGCGCCGGGCGCUGAGCCUCGGCAGCCGUACAGGGAGCCCGACGACACGCCCAAGGUCCCGGACCCGUCGAUACCCGGACGCAUGGUGUCGACGAAGAAAGCGAACCAGCCUUUUCUUGCAUACAAAGAAUAUCGCGACAAGCAACAAGCGGCGCAUGAGGCAUGGCUCGAGCGCAAGCAGGAGCGAGACGCCAAAAUCGCCCGCGGUGAGAAGGUAGGGCCCGAGGAGCCUGACCCGACGGUGCCACAGGAGAUUGGCGUGCUCGGUCUGUUACGUGGGCUCGUAUACGCACUCCUAUUGUUCCUCCUCGCGGGCAAGUUCUUCACCGGGAGCUUUGUCUGGGGAUACGAUGGGAAGUGGGUGCACCUGAAGACGUACACGCCGAAUUGGGGCGGCGAGCGUCUCUUCACGGACCGAAUGCUCGCGCAGUACGAUGGGAGCGUACCCGGACGCCCUGUCUACCUUGCUAUCGACGGGGAGGUCUAUGAUGUGAGCAAAGGGUCUGCAUACCGACCUGGCGGCUCCUACAGCUUCUUCGCUGGGAAGGACGCGGCGCGCGCGUUUGGGACGGGCUGCUUCAAGACACACCUCACGCAUGACCUACGCGGGCUGAGCGAGAGCGAGCUCAAGGGGAUACAGCAUUGGAAGGACUUCUACAAGGACCACAAGGACUACUGGAGAGUCGGGCGUGUUAUUCACGAGCCAAUCGACCCUAACACGCCGAUUCCGGAGCACUGUAAGGCUAAGAAGGCCGAGUCCGCCCCGAAAGACACGGGGGGCGACGAGUUCAAGAAGGACACCAGCGAGAGACAAGGGGCUCCGCCCAGAGAGUCCCGAAGGAAGGAAUCGAAGAAAGUGGAAGGGGAGUUGUGAUCGUGUCGUCUAUCUCGCUUUUGGACUUGGAUGCCGGGCUUGUUUCCAGUGUCACCGUCUGUUGGGUGGCAUACUGAAUGUACUUCGCGAAGCGCUCUGGGCUAUGUAUAGCAAUUGGACUUCGAGGGCGUCGAAGAAUGCGAUCAAGUACCUGACUUGUC
Molecule: messenger RNA, 1296 nt
Organism: Schizophyllum commune H4-8
Lineage: Eukaryota; Fungi; Basidiomycota; Agaricomycetes; Agaricales; Schizophyllaceae
Product: cytochrome b5
Exons: 6
Coding region: 242-1135 (297 amino acids)
Cellular component (GO): endomembrane system; membrane
Source: RefSeq, a predicted model, not a curated record